AUGUACCCCUUUGGCGGAACAUCCAUGGAUAGCAACACGUGCAACUAUCACAGGGGCAUUAACCAAGGAAUCGCACGGGGCUAUGUCAGUAACGAAAAUGUGCGCAGUGUGGCCAACUAUGGUAACAUCCGGGGGGAGUACAAUGCGAACCCCACCUCGAAUUUUUAUCUGCCAACAUCGGGAUUCACCUCGAUGAGCAGUGUGAGCAAUACCGGCCAAGUGAACCCUACAAGUAACUACCCCCCCUGUGAGCAUCUCCUAACUUCGUAUGCAUGUCUAGAGCCUUCGGUUAGCAAAGCCGCCCCCACCUCCCACAUGAACACGUUCAACAAUAUCGUGGCUCCCUACAUCGGAAACCUAGAUAAAGGAAACAAUUUAAACAGCUCACGUGGGUUUUUUGGGGAUUAUUCGUCUAAAGGGUUGACCCAGACUUAUGACAGGAGUAGGGCUAUGUCGUGUGUGCAGUGUGCUUGUUUGGGGCGGAAUGCAGACAGUGAGGGAGGCACUCUGGAUGCGGGCCUUUUAAACAAGGUGUCCGGGCCGUUCCUGGGUUAUGGCGUUUACUCGGCGAGCGGAGGCACCCAUCCCAGCGCGAGCGCGAAUCGUGCCUCGAUUAAUAUCAGCUCAGUAAGCCAUCCUCCAGAAAACGCUAACAUAUUUUUCAACGCAAGGGAGAAUUUGAGUUUUAAUGCAGGCAGAACUGAUGGGAAUGCCAUAGCACAGAGGCUGAACUACGGCUCAGGAGAGGGUGUGAGCGGAAGUAGCCAGAUUACCAACGUUGGCGGAGUAACUGGCAGCGGGGUGAGCCUACCAAGCAGCGCACUACCAACGCACCUCCUCGAUGCAAACGCCAACGCCUUCCAACCUGUAAACGAACGUGUGAGAACAAAUGGGGAAAGCACCACUCAACCGUCGAAUGCAGCUCACAACGUGUACGAUUAUGUAACCCUAAAUCAAGUGUCCAGCAGACAGUGCACUGCCCCAUUCAAUUAUCCAGCCAUAAAUGGGUGUCUGUUAAAUUGCUUGAAUUCAAACACUGGCAACAGCGUAACAGAGUUAAAUAUGAGGCCGACUGGGAAUGGGAAUAAUACGACAAGCGGGUCGUUCCCCUCGGAUGGAAAUCCCAUUCAGUCUUCAGCCAUUGGCCUCUCAGGGGGGCAGAACGUGGACUCAGCUGCUUCUGUAAACCCCAAUAGGAUAAACACGGCCAUGCCUACCAUAAGUAUAGUUUCUCCUCACCCAAGUGCAACAACACGGACUGCAUAUCUUACCACACCGGGUAUGUGCAUGGGUGCUCCCAUUCCAUGUGUCACCUCGUCCAACAUACAAAUGAACAACCUAACCCCGGGGAGGGGAGGAUUAAACUUGAAACGUUUGGGAACCUACCCAGAGGCACCACGCCCCCUGAACGAUGUAGAAAGGAAGAGCAUUAUUUAUAGGAACGAGGUGAACAGGAGGAACUCGACUAACGAGGCGAAUGCGUGCAGCUAUCUAAGAGUGAACAACGAGAUGGUACGGACCACAUGCACAGGUCGGAACAGUCAUUCCUACUUCAGGGGGAGCACGAACGAGUCGGUAGGCAGUCACGCUGGUAGGAGCAGCCACACGGUGUACCAUGCAAGUGCACCAAGAACGGGAGGUAUACCAAGAAGGAACGAAUACAGAGAGGCAUAUGGAAGGCCCCCCCUGGAGGGGGACUUUUUAUAUACACAAAACCGCAAGUCCUACACUCAGACCAGCGAAGCGAUAGAUCCACGAUGCUACAAAGAAGAGAAGAUAAGUGGUCGGACCAGUCGACCCAUGGAUAGGUACACCCACUUGAGGGAACGUAAGAUACUAAGUAAGAGAAGCUACGAUUCGUUUGCCCACAGCGCUAAUGAACCGCGUGAAAAAAAAGGCUUUAGCAGUUUCCAUUAUGCGCCAAAUGUGAAACGCAUAAGCACGCACGUGAGCUCCAGAGGAAGGAACACACUUCGGAUGAGCGCUUCAUCCGUAGGGGACAGCGACAGUGACAGUGACGCAUCUGGUGACGAUCAGGUGAGGAGGAGUUACAAAGAGGGUAGGAAAAGCGGCAGAAGAGGAGGUAGAAAAAGCGAGAGGAGAAGAGAAAACAUCUGCAGUGACACUGCAUCGUCUGCUUGUUCAUUCAGCGACGAUGGGGGAGGGUCUUCCGAGUCUUCCUCCUCGUCUUCCUUCUUUACCAGCACCGUGAGUGACAAAGUGAAAAGCAAAAAAAAAAAAAAAAAUAAAAAACAAAGUGCAAAUGUAAAUGCAAAUAAAUGUGCAAGUAGAAGUACGAAGGGAAGGCUGGCCGUCCCCGAGCCGGGGAAGAGGAAGAGGCCAACAGUCAUCGAAUUUUUGAAUGCCAAGUGGAACAGAGGUUCGUACAACGAGGAGGGUAGGGGUGGAAGUGGAAGUGAAUGUAAAAGUAGGAGUACAGGUACAAAUGUGGAUGGCGGCGAAAGUUGCAGCCUGGACAGUUCAGGAGAUUUUGCGAAAAAGCGAAAGAAAGAUCCCCCCGGUGAGAAGAAAAAAAAACGAAGGAACAGUAAUUUCGAGGAGGCAUGGAAAGAAGUGGGCGCUUCCCAGCGAAGCAACGCGUUGUCUUCGAACGGGGAUGAAAAGACGCGCAGAAGUGAGUGCACUGAGGGUGACUCUGACGGUGGGGAGUCCCUACCAUAUUCGGAGGAGGGGAUGGAGGUAAGUGGAUUGGUCGACACGGGUGGAGUCGCCGAAGUGAACAGUAUUAGUUGUGUUGGCAGUGGUAGCGGUGACAGCCGUAGUGGUGGCUCUCGGGAGCUGCACAGGAAGGCGAUAAAGAAUCGCACGAGGAAGGGAAAAAAUGGACAGGGCGCCAUUUCAGCAAAGACGAAGGAAGCAGGUGGAACGAAAGUAAAUAUAAAGGGUGCGCCGAAAAAGAGCGAUGACCAACGGGACGAGGUGGACAGCGAAGGGGGGGAAGAGCAUAUCGGAAAUGAGGACGACAAGGACGAAUAUGAUGAGAAGAAUGAUGUAUCCCCUGAGGAGGUCCCAAAGGAGGACGCGGGAAAUAGUCCCACCAGUGACGACCAUUCGGGAAACGACCCGAGCACUGACAGUGAGGAGUUGUAUGGAAGCAUGAGCUCGAGUGAUGAAAGUGAGAAGGAUGGUUUUCAUUCUGCAGAUGGGGCAUCCGGGGAGGAAAAUAUCGAGGUCGGUGAGGAGGAAGUGGAGGACAGCGAUGGUGAAGUGGGGGAAGAACGACCCGGGGAGGAAGUGCAGAAGGAGGAGGGCGCCCCGUCGGAAGGGGACACAGAGGUGAAGAGAAAAAAAAGUAAAGUGGAGCAAGCGAACGCAGUGAAGAGAGAACCGAACUUGUCGUCUGAGAAUGAACAGAAGGACGAAACGGUGAAGAGUUCUUCAUCUGCAGGAUGCACAAGCGACACGGAAAUGAGCGAUAGCGAAACGACUUCAAACUACGAAUCCGCAGAGGAAAGCUCGGAGUACCUCCUAGACUGCUCGUCGGACGAGAUCACCAGAACGGAAGGCUCCUGCGAAGGAAGCGGUAACAGCGAGGUGCAUGCAGGGGGGGAGAUGAACCCAGUUAAAGGGGCGAAGGAUAACGUAGGCAGUGGAAUAGGCAACGGUGUAAUAGGUAGUGCAAUCAGUGGUGCCAUCCCGGAGAGAGAACCCAACACGUGUGCAUCAUCUAUCCUUCGCGUUUGUAGCAGCGGGGUGAAGAGGGAGAAGAGCACCCAGGAAGGAGAAGUGAAAGUUAUUGGGGGAAAUGGCAACGAAAAGGAAAACCUCUUCUACAGAGAGGUACAACACCCCAGCGGAGUAAAGUGCUUCCAAACGGAGUGGCAAUCACGCAACAUCUCUUCCGGAGGGGAACCGCACCGACACAACAGAACCUGCAUCAUCAAGCAUCACAGAAGACACGUCUACACUAAUAUGAGGAGCCUAGAUUACAUAAAAACCAACGAAAUACUGAAGAAAAUAAGAAAAAAUGUAAUAAAAAAAAAAAAAAUAAAUAUAUGCGAGUGGAUCGUUCUCUUGUCGUACCUGUUUUGCAAGAAAUCUCGUUACCUAGACUUCAACAAGAUAUAUUUGUACAAUGCAAUGAAGAGGUUAUCUCCGUUUCUUCUUAAAUUGAGCAGAAGAUGUAACGACACGGAAAUAAAAAGUCUCUCCUUUUACCUGAGCAAGGUUUUUAUCCUAGACGAUCACUUCAUUUUUCGAGUGAACAUUUUUUUUUUCAACUGGUUCAUUUUCUAUGUAUAUAAAAUGAAGUUAAAAAAUGUGCACUUUAUUGAGGACUUAAAUUUGUUAAUAAAUUUUUUUUGUGGAUUUUUGACAAACAGAAGGUUUUUGAAUUACUCUCUUUUGUUUCUCAUAAAUGUUGUUUUGCAGAAUGGGAGGGGUAAGUGUCUUUACGUGGGGGGUAACUACAGGUAUGUGUGCUCUUUGUACGUGUCUUUGUUUUCGAAGGUUGUUUGUUUGGCUGGUCGGCAUAGGGGCGCAUGGAGGAGGUACCGGAGAGGGCAUCUUCUCGCCACGCAAGGGGGAAAAAAAACCAGGAAUAGCCACAUUAAGAACGAGGUGCUGAAGUGGGAGGUUCCAAAAAAUGAAAAGUGUAAACUGGAGUCACGCACAGAUGGGGUGGCCAACCAGGGAGACAAAACAAAUGUGUACACCCUCAGCGAAGGAACCAUCCAAAAUGGCCAACACGCAAAAUCGCCAACCAUAGGAAUACAUGCCCCUUCCAAACGACAGGACCUCAUCCUGCUGUACGUCCUCUACGUUUCAAGGAACAACUUCUCCAUUUACGUGAACCUACUGAAGCACAUUUUGGAUGACAUUUUAAAAUUUAAACUGACCUACAAUUUCCACAGAGUAAAAAUAAAGAGUAGGACUUUUUACAAGAAAAUUAUUCGCUGUUUGAAAAAUGUGAAAAAAGUUAUGAACAGGUCAGGCAGGAAGGGGAAGAAGCGGGGGGGAGACAAUCUCACUUCCCAGCGGGAUGACCAUGUGAACGUGAAUUACUCUUUCGUGUACCUCCUCAUUGGCCUAUUCAUGGAGUACACAUCUUUUUCAUUCACUCCUUCCAUAGUGAGCUUCUUCCAGAAUGAGAAGCUAGCCAAUCUGCACAGAGAGCUCAUCUCCCACCUGAGAGACUACACUGAAGUCACCUUCAAGUACAUGAAAUUUUUUGCCCUGGAUAUGAUGAGGGUUUAUGGAAACAUUUGGCUGCGAAAUGUUUUUACGUCUGUUAAUUUGAAAAAAAUGGACGGAGUGGAUAAACUGAAUGGUGUGCAUGGCGAGGUGGAUUAUGCGGAUGACUGUUUAUCCGUCGUGAGGGGGGGAGACCCAAAUGGGUGGAGGCGCCGACGCAUUGGCAAGAGGAGUUUAAUGAGUACAGAAUGGACAAGGAAGGGUGGUAUGUCCACCAUCAUAACGGCCACGAAAACCACGGUAAUCACCCUCCACGCGGGGUGUAACUCCCGCAGGGAGGAUGGAGAACCAGACGAAAAGAGCGCAGUGCAAGUAACUCAAAAGGAUGAUUUAAAGCGAAGAAGUGGUGCGAUGGAUAUCCCAAAGGGGGAAUUGCAAAAUAGACCCGCGUGUGUGCAGAAGGAAGACCCCUCCCACGAAGGAAAGGACGAGUACGUACCGUUGGAUAACUGCACGGAGGAGAAGGAAAGGAUGGAACAUUGCAAGGUGGUAUCUUUCGAGGGCGAAGGUGCCGAUGAGGAUUCACCAGAUUUACCCGUGCGAAAAAGAGCCAAAAUGAAAACUCCUGCCAAAAGCGAACCCCCAAAUGGAUUACAAAAGAGUAAUAAAGGAAACCACUACGCGAAUGAAAGUUUCGUGGACGCCACUCUCUUCAUGCUGUGCAGAUGUCUGAAGGUGUUCAAGGGAAGUACCACACUUAGCACCCUCUUCGAUAUUUUGUUUCUUUCCUUCAUGCAUAGAAUUAAUGGAGACCAGUUAAAGCGUUUUCUUGUAGAAAUGUACACCACAGAUAAGGAGCUCAGCGGGUUGGUAACGAAAAUAAUUUUUAGGAGUGACCUUCGAGAUGAAUGUUUCCGCAACGUAUCUUUUGUGAAUUAUUUUUUGGGAAGGAGGGAACCGCUAGAUCUUAUGCAUGUCCAUUUGGGUGGCUUGCAGGUCGGCUUGGCUGAUGUGUGUGCGUUCUACCUCGGGGGGUUCAUGCGGUGUGGCGCCCGAAACAGGAGUAGUCACAUCGGUCGAACCGGUCGACUCGGUGGGCAGUGCCAUCCCCUUGAGGGUAGACCCGCCGGAGAGACCAACCACCUAAAUGCUCAGUUGCAUGUGAAGCCCUGCCCGUGCAUGUUCCUUAUGUACGUCCUUUUCUUUUCGAGGAUUUUUCAAAAUUUCAAAAUGUACUUUAUGCACUUUACGAGAUUUUCCUAUUCGCUACAAAGGAGAGUAAUGACAGGGAAACAAAACAUCGAAAGGGUUGAUGCACGUGGAACGGCGUCCAGGUGUCUGGAGUGGGGAGCGCAACAUGGUUACCGUUGUGACUACUGUGAGAGGGGUGCUUUUUCAGACGGUGCGAUCGCAGAGAGGGAAGCGAUAUCCAAGUGGGAGGAAGACAAAUGGAGUGGUAACGGAAAAGGAGUAAUGGAAAAGUACCACCUGAUAAGCGUUGAAGAUGGAAUAAAUAUGCCCCCCUUUAAGGGGAUGAAGAGAUGCUCAUCGGUUAUCUGCAUGAGAGCGAACGAGAAGGAGAGUGCAGUAAUACCAACAAAGUUAGAAAGUGUGAAAAUACGGGAGAAUAAUUCAAUAGGAAAUAAUGACCUGUUGUUUAGUGAAAGAACGGCCCAGCACAUUCUGAGCGUCCUGUAUGAGCAGAGGAGGAUGCACGAUGUUCAGUUGGGUAGCAUUUUCGCCAGGAUCGAUGGGUGCAUAUUUGAUGGACGCCUGGGGGGAGGAAGAACAAAGGAGAAGAUACUAAACGGGAGAACCCCCCCGUGUGCGAUAAAAGAACGCAUCCGGGAAAGAUACGCAAAGAUCCUAAGUGGCGUCCUCAAGUGGAACAAGCAUAACAUUGCCUAUAAUAGAAGGAAGGAGGAGGAAAAGGAAAAGGCAACCCUUAAAAGGAGAAGAAACAAAUACACAAACAUAAUAAUCGAUGUGUACCCGUUAAUUUUUCUAUCCCUGGCGAAGCUCCUUAAGGCCACUAUAAGCAUUAACGAUGACGUGAAGGACAAAUGCUUCGAUGUAAAGAAUGAGGAGUUUCCAGUCCAGCUGCUCAUCUCUGUGGAGUUAAAUAAGAAUGAAGAGGCUCUAAAAAUUCAUCACACGGAGAUUAAAUCUCCCGGAAGAUCCAAGUGGCAGUACUCCUUUGUUAGGAGGUGUCCCUGUAGUGGGAUUCCAUCCUGUCAUGCCCCAUCCCAUGGUCGCUCCGUAAGGGGAAAGAACCCCACGUCACCUUCACACCACCUGGGAAGAACCAACUGCAGCCUAAACCUGGCAAUCAAACUUUUGUACAGAGAAAUAAAAACCGAUUUUUACAUUCUGAGUGAGUACUAUGAGGAGAAGGUGCACAUGUACCGGACGCUGCUGAUUCUGUUGGUGCUGAAGUAUCUGUCCAGUGGUUUCAACUUAUCUUCCUUUCGAAGGAGGUUUGUUCUUUUUUUUACGCAGAGAUUGUUUCGCUUGCUAUGUUUUAGAGUCAUGUGUUUGUUUUUAUCUGACGUGCAUUUGAGCAAGCUGACUAGUGAGGUACUCAUCGUAGAUGAUAACUUCCUCGUGAAGAGCUACCAUGCGAAGCGUCAAAGGAAGAGACGCCGUAUGGAGGAUCACCUGGGGGGUGGGCAACUCUCGCCACGCCGUAGUCGACUCUUCCAAAAGAAAUCCUACAACAGGUAUAAGAGGUACUCGGAAAACUUUCUCUUUAACGUGGAGUUUGUUAACGACGGGGAGGUAAGUGAAGAGGUGCGAACUCCGAGGAGACGCACCGUGUACAAACCAUUCGUCCCAUUCGGAAUGAUUGUGAUGACGAAGGGGGAGAUCCUGAAGCUGAAGUUGCAACGGAAGGAGGAUAUAAAAAAGGACAACCUUUAUAUAAAUAAGUGCAUUUUGAAGGGAAAAUCGAAAAGUAAGAGCAAAGCAGGACCAGAAAUGGGGAACCAACUGCCAAGUGAGGAGAAGCAUUCCGUCCACCUAUCCAUCGUAUCGAUAAUUCUGCUCAUGAAUACCCUCAGAAAGAACAGCAACUACUCUUGCAGUAUCAAUUUCUACUUAAGUUUAUUUGUGGACAAAUUUUUGGAAAAAAAAAAAUACAUACAUGUGGAUGACCAGUAUCUUGUGCAUAGCUACCUGGUGAAUCUACAGAACCCGUUACAAUUGAAUGGCAAAAAGGAGCUCUUCACCAUGAGUGAAAAAAACAGUUGGGUUAGAAGGAAGUUUGAACUGAUGAACAGUGGUUACAAGUUUUUCAUAUCUUCUAGUAGGUUCCCCUUAUUUGAGUUCAUUUUCUACGAAGCCCUAAAAGUGUACUUGACUUUUCUCCACAAAAAUGCAUUGGGAGCUUUGGUCUGUAAAAUGUCUACCUUUAACAGCAUGUAUGCGGGCAUGAACAGAAAUUUGCACUUCGGCAUAAAAAUCAACCACCUUCUGUGUUGCAAGCUUAAUACCCUACUCAUGGAGGAGCAUUUAAAUAUGCGCUUGAAUAAAUCUCCUUCCAGUGUGACUUCUAUUCUGUCUGCUUGUAAAUUUCUUUUCAUCUCGAUGCUGGAUGAGAGUGAGAAUUGUGAGUUGGUGGUGCCUGUUUCGGGGGGGUGCACCACAUAUGGGGAGAACACACUGAUGGAGGAGACCAGGCCGUUGCACCGAGUGUGUCUGCCGGGCGGAGGGGAUGACCCAGUGUUAGGCAGGCAGCACAUGCUAGUAGAUCAAAGUAAUCCGAGUGGUGGUGAUUCCCAUGGGGAAGGAUUAAACGUAGCAAAUUUGUUAAGGGUUGAAAACGGGACGAAUGGCCAUUGUGAUGCCCCACGGAGGUACAACCCGAAUGAGAAAAGGUCCGGGAGACUGGUGGUUGGGAACUGCACAAGGGAUUAUGUAAAUGCCGCCGUGGGAACAUUACAGAGGGGAGAAAAGACGACAUCGGUUUGGGACAACAAUGGGGGAUGUACUGAACGGGAGGGGCAAAUCACCCCCCAGUGGGGAAAUUCUUACCGCGCCUCCCAUAUAACAAUCGAGCACUGCACCAAGUAUCAAAUUGAACAUUACCAUAAGGACGAAGGAAGAAACGUCCCCAUAAAAAAAAAAGCAGCCAUCUAUAUGAAGCCAAACGACGUGAACAAGCUAAUCACUUCCUUCCAGCUAAUGAACAGAACUAUUCUGGACUGCACCGACUUCAUUUACGAGUUGUACUUUUCUAGCGAGAGGGAUGAUUUUCCACAGGAGGAGAAGGAGAAACGAAACAGACACAUCUACACAUGGUUUGAGAGUUGCCUAAACGUGUUAACCUUCGAAAGGUGGGUCGUCCAUCAGCUUUACAACAAAUUUGAUAACGUUUCCUGCAUCUAUACGUUGAAGGAGGAAAGGAUAUUGUCUAGCCAUUUGGUUAGAAUCAAUUCACACAUCCUGAGCGACAUUGCCAAGAUGCAGAGUUACUUUGAGGAUCGGUUCGAUGAUGUGAAGAAGGCUUUUCAUGCGGAUCGGAUAGCGAAGCAGGAAGCGAGUGAACCCAUAUGCACAGAAGAAUGUGCAUCUAUGUUAGAUGCAACGAGGGAAUCAAAUUCUGCAGAUGUGGUUGGACAACUUCGUAAUAGCGAGGAGCUAGCCAAACCAGAUGAGCUCAUUGAGGACUAUGAUGAGUUAAACUCUUUUAUCGACUUUGGGGGGGACAUAUCUUCCGGUAUGCUCCUACAAAGAACGAAUGCGCGGGCCGUACAAGGCGAAGUUGGUGAGGAUGUUCAACGACUGAAUGAGUACAAGGUGGACGAAGGCUGGCUCACCUACAUCCGAUCUUUGAUUUGA
This is a messenger RNA of Plasmodium coatneyi, 9993 nucleotides long. RefSeq lists its product as uncharacterized. The record is from RefSeq and is a predicted model, not a curated record. The transcript has 2 exons. Bases 1 to 9993 code for a protein of 3330 amino acids. Lineage: Eukaryota; Apicomplexa; Aconoidasida; Haemosporida; Plasmodiidae.